UUAAAAGCCUUUGUAAAUAGGUGUUUUUUUUAGAUUAGGCAGAAUAUGUCUUAUUUUUACAUUAAAGAGUGAUAAAAACAUGACUGAUUAGGUAACAACCGCUGACUGUAAGACAGAACUCAGGGCAUACAUAUAUUUUGUCUCCUCAUGUGACUUUGUCGUAAACAGGAAGCAGCUGAUCUUGACUUCACUGCCUGUUUCUCUACCAACCCAUGUAUAGUACCACGGUAUCCUUAAGAAACAGAGCCUGUAGUCUGAGACUGCUUGAAUUCGAUCACCUGUUCUAGCCUGCUGCUGGGUUAAAGGAGAGGAAGAGGAGAGCUGCCGUGGACACACACUUAAAGUCAUCUGACUUGCAGCUCAGAGAAAUACUCCACAUCGUGUCUGCAAAGGGGGAUGUCCAGCACAGCAAUGAAGAAAAAGGUGUUACUGAUGGGUAAAAGCGGGUCUGGAAAGACCAGUAUGAGAUCAAUCAUCUUUGCCAACUACAUAGCUCGAGACACACGCCGCCUUGGAGCUACAAUUGACGUGGAGCACUCCCAUGUUCGAUUUCUUGGCAAUCUGGUUCUAAACCUGUGGGACUGUGGAGGACAGGACACGUUCAUGGAGAACUACUUCACCAGCCAGAGGGACAACAUUUUCAGAAACGUAGAGGUGCUUAUUUAUGUUUUUGACGUUGAGAGUCGAGAGCUGGAGAAAGACAUGCACUACUAUCAGUCGUGUCUGGAGGCCAUCCUGCAGAACUCUCCCGAUGCUAAAGUCUUCUGCCUCGUUCACAAAAUGGAUCUGGUGCAGGAGGACCAGAGAGAUUUGAUCUUUAAGGAACGUGAGGAAGAUCUGAGGAGACUGUCCAGACCCCUGGCCUGCACUUGCUUCAGGACAUCAAUCUGGGAUGAAACCCUCUAUAAGGCCUGGUCGAGUAUCGUGUACCAGCUGAUCCCGAAUGUCCAGCAGCUAGAGACGAACCUGAGAAAUUUUGCACAGAUCAUAGAGGCAGACGAAGUUCUUCUAUUUGAGAGGGCAACCUUCCUGGUGAUCUCCCACUAUCAGUGCAAAGAGCAGCGUGAUGCUCAUCGCUUUGAAAAGAUCAGUAACAUUAUCAAACAGUUCAAACUCAGCUGUAGUAAACUUGCAGCCUCCUUCCAAAGCAUGGAAGUGAGGAACUCCAACUUUGCCGCCUUCAUUGACGUCUUCACCUCCAACACAUAUGUCAUGGUCAUCAUGUCAGACCCCUCUAUUCCAUCUGCCGCCACUCUCAUCAACAUCCGCAAUGCUAGGAAACACUUUGAGAAGUUAGAGCGAGUGGAUGGACCCAAGCACAGCCUGCACAUGCGAAUGCGUUAGCUGGUGGAUCCUCUCAGCCAAUCAGUCCACAGACCACAGGCCACAUGUUGCAGUCUUUCAGCUCUGAUGCUGAGCAGCCCUGCACUGUUUCUUCUAUGUCUUCACGUUCAAUCACAGUUCUCUCUGGGCAGGAAUCACUUUCUUUUCUUUUCUUUUUUUUCUCAAAUUUCUACAGUGAUCAUAAGUAUCUUGAACAACAACACAUUCUGUUGAAAUAUUUGCCAUAGCCUGAUGCGUUGACGUAAAAAUGAAAAGUUGUGUUUUCUAUGGAAUAGGGGGGGAUAUCUUUGCUGUCACAUGUAUUGUCCUAUACAACAGAUUCCUUGGCUCUGUGCGGUGAAUCUGUGAUCAGGAGAUGUACGUCUCCAAGUGAUGAGCAGCAGAUACUGUUUGAUUUUCAAAUGCAGUUGUAAGCUGUAAACUUUGAAUGGAUGAAAAAUAUAGUUAUAUUCAGAAAAAACAUCA
Molecule: messenger RNA, 1809 nt
Organism: Notolabrus celidotus (New Zealand spotty)
Lineage: Eukaryota; Metazoa; Chordata; Actinopteri; Labriformes; Labridae
Gene: rraga
Product: Ras-related GTP binding A
Exons: 10
Coding region: 397-1344 (315 amino acids)
Biological process (GO): regulation of autophagy; positive regulation of TOR signaling; cellular response to amino acid stimulus
Cellular component (GO): lysosome; Gtr1-Gtr2 GTPase complex; nucleus
Molecular function (GO): GTPase activity; GTP binding
Source: RefSeq, a predicted model, not a curated record